Molecule: messenger RNA, 504 nt
Organism: Propithecus coquereli (Coquerel's sifaka)
Lineage: Eukaryota; Metazoa; Chordata; Mammalia; Primates; Indriidae
Gene: LGALS2
Product: lectin, galactoside-binding, soluble, 2
Exons: 3
Coding region: 1-504 (167 amino acids)
Molecular function (GO): carbohydrate binding
Source: RefSeq, a predicted model, not a curated record
AUGGUCAAACUGAAAACCUCUAACCCAAGCUGUUUUACCCAAACCUGGCCUCCAAACCUCACCUGUUAUGCCCUCCCCUGCAGCUUUGCAAUUAAUCUGGGCCAGGCGUCAGAUAAGCUGAACCUGCCCUUCAGCCCUCGCUUCAGUGAAUCCAUCAUUGUCUGCAACACAAGGGAUGGCAGCAGCUGGGGACGAGAGCAACGGGAAAAUCACCGGUGCUUCAGUCCAGGGUCAGAGGUCAAGUCCCCCAUAACCUUUGAGACUGACAAAUUCAACGUGACGCUGCCAGAUGGGCACCAGGUGACCUUUCCCAACAGGCUGGGCCACAGCCACCUGAGCUACCUGAGUGUGAGGGACGGGUUCCAGGUGUCCUCCUCAAGCUUGACUGAGUGGGCCGCACCUCAUCCGAACAAAAGACCCCCAGCCGGCAUCCCCUGUCCUGAGCCUUCUUCUGAGUCACAGCAGGAUCAACAGCUCUUCGGUCCUGGGACCCAGCUCUGCUAG